This is a messenger RNA of Rhodamnia argentea, 1324 nucleotides long. RefSeq names its product salicylate carboxymethyltransferase-like. The record is from RefSeq and is a predicted model, not a curated record. Gene Ontology annotation, biological process: methylation. Gene Ontology annotation, molecular function: S-adenosylmethionine-dependent methyltransferase activity. The transcript has 4 exons. NCBI's taxonomy places the organism in Eukaryota, Viridiplantae, Streptophyta, Magnoliopsida, Myrtales, Myrtaceae. Bases 38 to 1156 code for a protein of 372 amino acids.
GAGAGAGAGAGAGAGAGAGAGAGAGAGAGAGAGAGAGAUGGAAGUCCCUAGAGAAUUGCACAUGAAUGGAGGAGUGGGAGAAACAAGUUAUGCUAACAACUCAUCGCUUCAGAGAAAGGUGAUAUCGAUGACGAAGCCCAUAAUGGAGGCAGCCAUUACAGCUCUCUACUCCACUGCCGGCUCCACCUUCCCGGCGAGCCUUGCCAUCGCGGACUUGGGCUGUUCCUGCGGCCCCAACACUCUCUUCGCUGUGUCUGAGAUCAUCAGCAUCAUCAUUGAUAUCUGCAAUGCAAAGAAGCAUGAACUGCCAGAGUUCCAAGUGUUCUUGAACGAUCUCCCGGAAAACGACUUCAACACACUCUUCAGCAACUUCUUGCCGAGAUUCCAAGAGAAGCUGAGUGAGCAAAUGUUGAAGUACAGAGCGUUGGCGAAGUUGGCAUGCUUCUUCAAUGGGGUCCCUGGUUCGUUCUACAGGAGAUUGUUCCCUCAGGAGAGCCUGCACUUCAUUCAUUCUUCAUCUUGCCUCAUGUGGCUUUCUCAGGUGCCACGAGGCUUAGAGGGAAACAAAGGCAACGUGUACAUUGCGAGGUCAAGCCCUCCGAGUGUGAUUAGGGCAUUCUUCGAGCAAUUCCAGAGGGACUUCUCCAUGUUCUUGGAGUAUCGUGGGCGAGAGUUGGUGGUGGGAGGACGUAUGGUUUUGAGUCUCGUGGGUCGAAGAAGCAACGAUCCUUCAAGCGAAGAGUGUUGCCACCAUUGGAAUCUCUUAGCUACUGUUCUCAAUGUGAUGGUCUCCGAGGGACUUAUAGAAGAAGAGAAACUGGACUCCUUCAACGUCCCUUAUUACACGCCCUCACCAAAGGAAGUAAGAUGCGAGGUCCAAAAGCAAGGAUCGUUCUUGAUCGAUUGCUUGGAGGUGUCCGAAGUUAAUUGGGAUGUGUUCGACACCGGUUUCGUCCCUAACGAUGUCUCCAAGGAUAGGGCAUAUGGUAUGGCCAUUUCCAUGAGAGCUGUUGCCGAGCCCUUGCUCGUUGAACACUUUGGUGAAGCUCUCAUCGAUGAGGUCUUCAACAGAUAUAGGGCUCAAGCCUCCGAUCACAUAUCUAAGCAUAAGACUUUAGCCAUCAAUGUCGUCAUUUCGCUAAAAAAGAUCACCUAGAUAAACUGCAAAAAAAUAUCACGAUUAAGAACGUUACAGAUAUAUGUACGUUUAUUGUGUAGUUGAAAGAUGAACAUCACAAGUGUGUCCACUAUAUUUUGAAGAAGGUGUGAGUGUUGUACGUGUAUUGCUUCUUAUGUCUAGGAUUAAGAAAAUGUGAGAGACUUA